AUGGGCAAAAAAGAUAAAAAAGGUCCUAAGGCAAAUGUGUUUAAAGUUGCAGGGGCUAAAAGUUUGAAAAAAUCUAAGGCUAAGGCGGUAAAUUUAGGUUUAAAAAAUAUUAAACAAAAAAUUGGUGAAAUCGAUAAACAAUUCUUGGAAAUUAAGAAAAACACUGAUGCCAAUCAAUCUAAACCGAAAUCUAAAGUUCAAGCACCACAAAAACGCACAGAAAAGAAUGUAACUAAAGAAGAAGUAUUGAAAACUGCUGAAGAAAUUGUAAAAAUGGAUUUA
Molecule: messenger RNA, 282 nt
Organism: Iphiclides podalirius (scarce swallowtail)
Lineage: Eukaryota; Metazoa; Arthropoda; Insecta; Lepidoptera; Papilionidae
Source: the annotation of a GenBank genome assembly